This is a messenger RNA of Morone saxatilis (striped sea-bass), 1120 nucleotides long. RefSeq names its product septin-9-like. Lineage: Eukaryota; Metazoa; Chordata; Actinopteri; Moronidae. The coding region runs from base 214 to 1083 and encodes 289 amino acids. The record is from RefSeq and is a predicted model, not a curated record. The transcript has 2 exons.
AGAGAGGGUUUGGAUCAGUGAGCUGCUCAAAUCUUGUGUUGGUUUUUUUUUUUUUUUACCCCUCCCCUUCUCUCUCUUCCACGGGCUCCUAAUUUGGGAUUUGUUUAAAAGCGGGACUGCGCCCCAGGAAGACUUUUCCUUGCUGGGGAAAGGGAACCCUACUCCCUCUCUCUCGCACUAUACACACCCGCACAUACACACUUGCUCCCCAAAAUGUCUGAUUCCACUGUCAACGCUCACUUGGAAGGGAUCAUAUCAGACUUUGAAGCGCUGAAACGGUCGUUCGAGGUGGAGGAGACGGAUUCGUCCACACACCCUUCUCCCCUGUCUCGUCGGACCACUAACCCCCUCCGCUCAUCCACCUCCUCCACGUCCAGCCAGCGCAGCUUCGACCUGAGCUCCCGCAACUCCGACUACUCCUCCACCAGAUCUUCCCCCUCCGAGUCCUCCAACCCACGUUCCCCAAAGACCGGCAUGAGGCGCGUUGAGUUAUCAGGGGGUCGGAACCCUGACACAGCCUCUUCCCGCCGCACAGAAAUUUCUAUUGAGGUCUCCUCGAAGCAGAUCGACAACUCGCCCAGUGCUGGCAUCGCCCGCUUUGGCCUCAAGCGACCCGAGGUCAGCCUGAGCACUCGGAGUACUCCCCUGGACAGCUCCUCCAACUCCGUCUCCAGCUCCACGAACAGGCGGGCAGAGCUGAGCGUGACGCGGCCCAGUGAGCCCCCCGCCCCUCCCAGGAGGAUGGAUGCCCAGCUGUCCUCGGCGCCAGUCUCAAGGAUCCCUGAGCCCCCUCAGAGAAGAGCAGAGCCCCCAUCCCCGAUCCUCGGCCCAGUUGAGGGGGCCCCCAGGAGGCCUGAGAUGCCGGUCUUCAGACAGCCAGAUGGUUUGGUGGCAGGCAGUGCAGUGGAGAACAACAACCACCCACCUCCUGCCCCUAGUGCCCCCCUGCCUUCCCUGGCAGAGCCAAGGGUGGAGAGGGUGCAGUCCCCCGUCACAGAGCCGCCGCCCACAGCCCGGCCCACAAACAGUGAGUACCUGCUCAGUGCCCUGUUUUCUAAACUGACUCUUGUAUGUGUAAAAUAAGUUUCCCAGGGUGAACUAUCUUCAUCGGAGUGAACCG